AUGCUAGAUGUUGGUCGCGAGGCUCGGAAGGUCAAUUGCCCAAACUCCACACGAUCUGGCGGUAUGAUCCUACACUACGAAGACUCGUUGAGGUCCCGCUGGAAUUAUGAGGCAUUCUGGCAUGAAGAGCCUAGGGCUUUGUCACAAACCGAUGACGAGUAUUGGAUCGUCGCCCAACAUCACUCCAUCCUCUACCCCACCAAAAUCCUUCUAAUGCAGGUUCAGUCGGACAACUUUGGUGCCAUAUCUUACACUGUCUACUUCAUCUUCCGGACCUUUGCCAUCCUGGUUACCUGCAGCAACUACUGGGUGGUGGAAACAAGAAGGCGUGAGAUUGUUGACAAAGCGGCAAAGUGGAGUGCUGAGGCAAUGCUGCCAGUCAUGAAGUUUGACGGUACCCCCAUUUAUCCAAAGCCCAUCUUGGAGGGAACUGGUCCCAACAAGAUCUGUCAUGUACCCGGAUCACCAACUCAAGUAUCAAUGAAGAAGGUGAACAAGGAAGAGUUCCAUGAUUUAUCCAAGAAACUCAUCGGAAGGCUUACCGCGGAGCGGAGUAUGUUAGGUAUGGCGCCAACAUGA
Messenger RNA from Seminavis robusta, 579 nucleotides. Lineage: Eukaryota; Bacillariophyta; Bacillariophyceae; Naviculales; Naviculaceae. The record is from the annotation of a GenBank genome assembly.